AUGGAUAACGACGUUGUUGCACGAACAAAAUUCAUGGGUUUUCUUCAGAAUGUUUCAGAAGAAGUGUUUCAUCCUUCGAUUCUGGCCGAAGACAAAUCAUUCAAAAAGAUGCAAAAGGAAUGCGAAGAAUGGGCAAAACUCAAGCUGACUUGCGAUCGGUUGUUGGCUGAUGCUGGAAAAAUGGUGGAAGGAAAAACAGAAAUUGGGCAACGAAUCUACAUGAAUAUGGAAGUAAGAGACACGAAGCACGUAGUUGUAAAACUAGCAGAAGAUGUACUUGUUGAAAUGCCUUUGCGAGAAGCAAUGAAAGUGUGCGAUCGGAAGAUGGACAUGCUCAAAAAUAUGAUGGAAAAGACGCAAAACAAUAUCACCCGUCUCAAGACUGAUCUCACGAUGCUUCUCGCCACGAUGGAUUUGCCUUAUGUGGAGCCGUAUAAAUUCAAAUUACCAAAAGAUUUUCCAUUCAGAAUGGAUGUGCAUUAA
Caenorhabditis briggsae is the source of this 483-nucleotide messenger RNA. The coding region runs from base 1 to 483 and encodes 160 amino acids. The record is from RefSeq and is a predicted model, not a curated record. The transcript is spliced from 4 exons. Gene Ontology annotation, cellular component: cytoplasm; prefoldin complex. NCBI's taxonomy places the organism in Eukaryota, Metazoa, Nematoda, Chromadorea, Rhabditida, Rhabditidae. Gene Ontology annotation, biological process: protein folding; regulation of DNA-templated transcription.